AUGGACAGAACCUGGGAGUCCCUGCAGCACAUCAUCGCCCAGGCUCUUCCUCACCGAGACCCUGCCCUGGCCUUUAAGGACUUGAAUGUCGUAGCAAUAUUGCAGGAGUUCUGGGAGAGCAAGCAGAAGCAGAAAGCCGCAUUUCCGAGCGAAGGCACCGUGGUGUAUGAGUCGCUGAGCUCCCUGGGCCCUCCGUUCGUGAGUUAUGUCACCCUGCCAGGGGGGAGCUGUUUUGGGAACUUUCAGAGCUGCCUAAGCAGAGCAGAAGCAAGGCGAGAUGCUGCAAAAGUGGCUUUGAUCAACUCUCUCUUCAAUGAAUUGCCUUGUCGCAGGAUCACAAAGGAAUUCAUCAUGGAAAGUGUUCAGGAGGCCGUUUCCUCAACCAGUGGUAACUUAAGGGAUGCUGAUGACCCAAGCACUAGUAUUGGAGCCUAUCACUACAUGCUGGAGUCAAAUAUUGGAAAAACAAUGCUGGAAUUUCAGGAGCUGAUGAUCAUCUUUCAGCUUUUGCAUUGGAAUGGUAGCCUUAAAGCCCUACGUGAAACGAAGUGCUCCCGGCAGGAAGUAAUUUCCUACUACUCCCAGUAUUCCUUAGAUGAAAGGAUGAGAAGUCACAUGGCCCUAGACUGGAUUAUGAAGGAGCAAGAAUCUCCAGGAAUUAUUUCUCAAGAGCUGCAAGUGGCACUCAGAGAACUGGAGGAAGCCAGAAAAGCUGGGCAGGAGUUGAGGUUUUACAAAGAAAAGAAAGAAAUAUUGAGCUUAGCGCUGAGCCAGAUCUAUAGCGAUCAAGUUACCUCUUCCUCACAGGAUGAUCAAAUGAGCUUAGCCCUGCGUGGCUACCACUAA
Rhea pennata is the source of this 846-nucleotide messenger RNA. It is a transcript of the gene LIX1, whose product is annotated as limb and CNS expressed 1. Bases 1 to 846 code for a protein of 281 amino acids. Gene Ontology annotation, cellular component: cytoplasm. Gene Ontology annotation, biological process: autophagosome maturation. The transcript has 6 exons. NCBI's taxonomy places the organism in Eukaryota, Metazoa, Chordata, Aves, Rheiformes, Rheidae. The record is from RefSeq and is a predicted model, not a curated record.